Priapulus caudatus is the source of this 343-nucleotide messenger RNA. RefSeq names its product probable protein phosphatase 2C T23F11.1. Gene Ontology annotation, biological process: protein dephosphorylation. The transcript has 3 exons. The record is from RefSeq and is a predicted model, not a curated record. Lineage: Eukaryota; Metazoa; Priapulida; Priapulimorpha; Priapulimorphida; Priapulidae. Gene Ontology annotation, molecular function: protein serine/threonine phosphatase activity. The coding region runs from base 1 to 264 and encodes 87 amino acids.
AUGGUAAACAUCAAUGCACGUGCUCAGAAAGAUGAGAGCAUGAAGGAUGAGUUGGCAGGAUCCACCGCUGUUGUAGUGUUGCUGAAGCGUGACAAGAUAUACUGUGGCAAUGUGGGUGACUCCCGGGCUGUUGCGUCGGUAAGAGGAGAGGUGGAACAGCUCUCCUUCGAUCACAAACCCAGCAACGAGGCAGAAAGCAAGCGCAUCAUGGCUGCAGGGGGAUGGGUGGAAUUCAACAGAGUCAAUGGUAUUUUCCAAGAUUGAUUUUGGGUCUGGUAUUUAGCUCGCCUAGACAUCGUCAAGAUGAGCUAUUGCCGUGGGGUGUCGUCCAUCGUCCGUCCGU